AUGGCAAAAAAUUCAAGAUCAAAUAAAAAAACAACAAAUAAUUCUUCAUUUAAUCAAUAUUUAAUUCCAACAAAUAAAGAAAAUAAAGAAAGUGUAACAAUUAUUUGGUUUGAUCCAUAUAUUGGUUUAUAUGAAGAUGCUGAAACAACAAGAGAACAAAUUCGUCGUAUAAAUGAUUAUAUUAUUUAUUGUAGUGAUAUUGAACAAUGUAUGGGUUUAAUACAAUUAAUUCAUCAAGAAACAAUUUUUUUCAUUACAACAGGAUCAACAGCAUCAAAAAUUUUACCUAUAAUAUCUGCUUUUCGUCAAAUUGAUUCAAUUUUUAUUUUUUGUAUGAAUAAAGAUCGACAUGAACAUUUAUUAAAUGAAUAUUCAAAUAUUAUUGGAAUCUAUGAUCAUUUAGAUGAUUUAUGUAAUUCAAUUAAAGAACAAAUUGAUUUUAUUCAUAAACAUAUACAAACAUGUUCAUUUUUUGAUCGACAUGAAAAAUCAACUAAAGAUUUAUCGAAAGAAUCAGCACAUUUUCUUUGGUUUCAAUUAUUUAGGUAUGUUAUUGUUCGUCUUCCAAAAACUCAAAAUGCAAAACAACAUAUGAUUCAAAUAUGUAAACAAUAUUAUCGUGGAAAUAGAAAACAAAUGAAAUUAAUUUAUGAUUUUGAACAAAAUUAUCAAUCAACAGAUGCAAUUCGUUGGUAUUCAAAACAAUCAUUUAUUUAUAAAUUAAUUAAUAAAGCAUUAAGAAUUGAAGAUAUUGAUUUAUUAUAUGCAUUUCGAUUUUUUGUUGCUGAUCUAUCUGAAAAUCUUCGAUGUGAACAUGAAAAAAUUUUAUUAUCAGAAGAAAAAAUCUUAAAAGUUUAUCGAGGAGUUAAAAUGGUUAAAGAAGAAUUUAAUAAAAUAAAAGAAAAUCAAGGAAAACUUAUUUCAUUAAAUGGAUAUGUAUCAACAAGUCGAAAAAAAACAUUAGCAUUACAUUUUGCAUUAAAAUCAACAAAAAGAAUAGAUGUUAUUCCUGUUCUUUUUCAUAUUGAAUGUGAUUUAAAAACAAUUGAUAAAAAUAUUGUUUUUGCUGAUAUUGUUCCAUUUAGUGAUCAUCCAGAUGAAGAAGAAAUAUUAUUUGAUUUAAAUACUUGUUUUAAAAUUAUAUCUAUUGAAGAAAAUGAUUUAUUAAAAAUAAUUAAAAUGAAACUUUCAAAUCAAGGACAAAAAAUUACUAAAGACUUUAUUGAAUUAACACAACAAGAAACAGAAGAACUAAGUGUUUCAAUUGUUUUUGGAAGAUUAUUGUGUAAUUUAGGUAAAUAUGAUAGAUCUCAAGAAUAUUUUCAACAACUAUUAAAUGAUUCCAAUGAUGAAGAUCGUGCUUGGAUUGAAUUUAAUCUUGGUCGAGCUCUUGAUUUUAAAGGUGAAUGGAAUGAAGCUCGAAAAUAUUAUGAUAGUGCGUAUGAUCAAAUGAUGAAAAAUGAACCAGUACGAAUCAAAGAUUCUGCUCAUGUACUCAACAAUAUCGGUAACAUUCUCUAUCGACAAGGAAAGUACGAUGAAGCUCUCGACUAUCAUCGACGAGCAUUGAAAAUUCGUGAGACAUUUUAUCCAAUUGGUCAUACUCAAGUUGCUGAUAGUCUGAACAACAUUGGUAUUAUUCUCUAUCUACAGCAAAAGUACGAUGAAGCUCUCGAGUAUUUUCAACAAGCACGGACUAUUCAAGAAAAGCUUUGUCCAUCUGGUAAUGCCGCUAUAGCUACGAGCAUUAUCUGGAUUGGUAACAUUCAUAAGGACCAAGAAAAGUUCAAUGAAGCCCUCAAUUAUUAUCAACAAGCAUUGGAAAUUCAAAAGAAAUUUUAUCCAUCUGACCAUGCUGAUAUUGCUCAUAGCUUUAACAAUAUAGGUGCUAUUCUCAAUAACCAAGGAAAGCUUGAUGAGGCUCUCGAUUAUCAUCAACAAGCGUUGAAAAUGAGAGAGAAAGUUUAUUCAUCUGAUCAUAUCGAUAUUGCUCAAAGCCUUAACAACAUUGGUCUCAUUCUUAAAUCGCAAGGAAAGUACAAUGAAGCUCUUGAUUAUCAUCAGCGAGCAUUGAAAAUUCGAGAAAAAUUUUAUCCAUCUGGUCAUGUUGAUACUGCUUUCAGUUUGAAUAGUAUUGGCAAUUGUUAUGAAAAUCAAAACAAGCAAACCAUAGCACUUGAUUAUUAUCAGCGUGCAUUGGCUAUUUAUGAGAAGCUUCUUCCUAUUGACAAUCCAAGUCGACAGAGAACCCAGAACAAUAUUCGUCGACUUACUGAAAAAACCUAA
This is a messenger RNA of Rotaria sp. Silwood1, 2286 nucleotides long. NCBI's taxonomy places the organism in Eukaryota, Metazoa, Rotifera, Eurotatoria, Philodinida, Philodinidae. The record is from the annotation of a GenBank genome assembly.